AUGGCAGUGCCUUUGGAACAAGUUUCAGUUGGCUUCGAAGAGGCUAUCCUGGCUCGGGAUUUUGAUGCCGAGUCUACCUUGACAUGCCCGGCUUUCAGCCCCGGUCAGUGGGAAGAUCUUCGAAGCCAUCUCGACUACUUCUUUGGUGGACAGGGAGUUGGAUACCUGGCCAGUAUCCUUUUCCCUGCGGCAUUACCUGAGCUUGUGGCAACCUCUCCAAUGGACACCGCCACCUUCCAUGAUGAUGGUGAGGACCCUAUGGAGUGGGUUUUUGAGACUCCGGCUCCCGAAGAUAGUCCAUCUCUCCUGAUACUGAGCAGCCCCCGCAAUGAUCCUGAUCCAGACAUGGACUGGUGCGGUGAAGAGGUUCCCUCGGAUACAGACAGUGAGUGGGAUGAGGCUUCGGGUACGCUCGUUGCAGACUCUUCUCUCCAUGUACCGACUAGAAAAAUGUCUUUGGACAGUUCUGUCGAUGUACCCUCCUCCCCUCCACGCCCUGCGACUCCACCAUGUCUGGUGACCGCCCAAGUCUUCGACGAAGGAUUCAGCCUGGGUACUGAAGCCACCUUCGACUACGCAGCGGUUGCUCGGCUGCUACAGCUUUGCGACGCCGCCCAGACAAUCCAACAGGCAUCGCACCGACCUCCCUCCCCUCCUGUGGACCGGGAGUCCUCAGAGGAGCUGUAG
Penicillium taxi is the source of this 687-nucleotide messenger RNA. RefSeq lists its product as uncharacterized. The record is from RefSeq and is a predicted model, not a curated record. The transcript has a single exon. Bases 1 to 687 code for a protein of 228 amino acids. Lineage: Eukaryota; Fungi; Ascomycota; Eurotiomycetes; Eurotiales; Aspergillaceae.